CACAUCACCCACCCAGUUCCAAAAUACUAGCUGCUCCUCUCUGCCUUCUGCCUCCCUGUUUAUUCCCAUCACCUCCAUGCUUACGUUAAAUAGAUUAUAGAGGACUCACUCAUUUAAAGACUGCAGUUUAUUUUAGGUCCAUCCAAGAAUAAGACUACUAGGGUUCCAGAGGGAUUGAAGUGAAGUCAGGUACCUUUGCCUCGAGGGACAGUGCUGUGUAGUAGAGCAGCGAGUCGGCGAGAGGCUUAGUAGGUCAGCUCAGCAGUGGUUUUACCCUCUGUACCACUCGGCUGGGAUCACACUUCUACUGGUUGUCCUCGGACUUGCUACACCAAGAGGCUCCCUGCACAGCUCCCAUCAUGUCUCUCAGGCUCCUGCCUUCCCUCAUGGUCGACGACGAUGACGAUGAUGGUAACUUCACAAAAUGGAUGAGUAGUUACUGGGGUCACGGGGCAGAAUGUGGACACUCCCGAGAAAGGAAACACAGUUUCAGAAGAUCUGCAAAAGCACACGGUGAUCGAAGAGCAUCACUCCCGACUGUGUCACAAUUAGAUGCCAUGAAGUUGAACAGGUUCCACGCAGCGACAAUGACAGCCAGCCCGAGCCACGUCAAGACGCGGGAGGACAAGGGGGAGGUCCGGCCUCACCAGAGAGCUCGCUGGAGCUUCUCAGAGGACAACAGCCGCUCCAAGUCAGCCGUACCAGAGAACCGCAUCACCACCAUCCCAGAGCUCACGGAGUCUUUCCAGAAGAGACUUUUUCUCCGGGAUAAGAGGACCAUGUCUGUGAAUGGUGAUGACAAGUUGUGCCUGAUCUGUUGUGACGACAUGCAGAAGGGCGGAGGGGGAGUUCAAGAGCUGCACUGUGCACACCGCUUCCACAAAGAGUGCAUGGAGCAGUGGCUGUGGAAAGAACAGACGUGUCCCACAUGCUGUGUCCUCGUGUUCAUGCCGAAGCCCCUCUAUUGGUCUUCGUCCCGCAUCAAAGUCCCAUAACGGUCCUUGUACAUACACCUGCCAUGCCUGCAUGUCGAUGAGACCCACUGAUCCCCCCUCCCCCCCAGAGGUCCACUGCACUUUGGUCGUUCUGCAUGAAUCCGCUGCUCCUUGGUCAACCUAUGCGGAUUUCCUCAAACCUGUACUUGAUUGGGAGAUUUUAGAUCAUUCUCUGUCUUGGGAGGGGGGGGCUCUAUGAGAGUUAGGGGGGCCCCUAGUCUAUAGCCACGACGUUCCACUUCUGGGAUUGCUCCGGUGCCAUUGGAAAAUCUGCCGGAUGUCAUUCUUUUCAGCCAGAUGUCAGUCCCCGUUCUUUGUCUCUGUGUUGGCUCUCUAACCUGCGGCUGAUUUCUGAGGACUAUGGUUACCUGGUCCUCAGAUCUCUGCAGGGUAAAUCCAGACAGCUAGCUAGACUAUCUGUCCAAUCUGAGGACUAUGGUUACCUGGUCCUCAGAUCUCUGCAGGGUAAAUCCAGACAGCUAGCUAGACUAUCUGUCCAAUCUGAGGACUAUGGUUACCUGGUCCUCAGAUCUCUGCAGGGUAAAUCCAGACAGCUAGCUAGACUAUCUGUCCAAUCUGAGGACUAUGGUUACCUGGUCCUCAGAUCUCUGCAGGGUAAAUCCAGACAGCUAGCUAGACUAUCUGUCCAAUCUGAGGACUAUGGUUACCUGGUCCUCAGAUCUCUGCAGGGUAAAUCCAGACAGCUAGCUAGACUAUCUGUCCAAUCUGAGGACUAUGGUUAGUCCUAGCAAGACUAGGGGACCCCUUAAUAAGAGAGAGAACUUGUAAUUUGCUGGUGUCUUACACUCUAAAUAUACAGUAUAAAGUUGUAAAAGAUUAGAAAGUUAUGUUUAAAUUAUUCCCAAAAGACGAGUGGUUUUGUCUCUUUGUCUACAUUAUAUUAGUGUCAAAAAAAUUCUCAAUUGAAUCUAAAGCUCUGCAUUGAACCUGCAGUUUUUGAAGAAAAUUUCCUCAAGAUUCAUUGUGGGUUUUUUAAGUUGUUAAUUUUUUCUUUUUACAUCUUUGCACAUCUGAUUUACCUUUAAGGAGAAUUUUUUGGGGAAAUUCGUUUAUUUGCUUUCUUGCUCAGAGUUAGAUGAGAAGAUUCAUGGUAACUGAGAUUCCCCUUUUAUAAAAUAAACUUCUUAAAACACAAUGUUAACUUUAACCCUUAUAACACUUCUCCCUUGUCAGACAAGAACAAAGGUCAUGUUCUGGAUUAACUUGCAAAGUGUCAAUAGCAUGUUGAGUAUUUGAAUAUUCAAACUAAUUGCAGCCAGUAUUUUUGUAUGAAUUGUAGACUCUGUCCAUGUUGAUGACAUAACUACAUCUGGGGAAAGUACUGUAUUUUAGAAGAGCAUGGGCCAAAAUAAUAAUACUUGGAGCCUCACGAUAAGCUUGAAAGUGAGCUAGACCAGCCGCCUGUUUCAUGCCUGUGUUAAUAAUCUUUACUCAUAAAUUGUAAAAGUAAAGUCCUCCUCCUGA
Etheostoma spectabile (orangethroat darter) is the source of this 2480-nucleotide messenger RNA. RefSeq names its product leukemia NUP98 fusion partner 1 (gene lnp1). The coding region runs from base 360 to 995 and encodes 211 amino acids. The record is from RefSeq and is a predicted model, not a curated record. Lineage: Eukaryota; Metazoa; Chordata; Actinopteri; Perciformes; Percidae. The transcript has 4 exons.